Messenger RNA from Saccharomyces paradoxus, 531 nucleotides. RefSeq names its product peptide alpha-N-acetyltransferase MAK3 (gene MAK3). Gene Ontology annotation, cellular component: NatC complex. Bases 1 to 531 code for a protein of 176 amino acids. Gene Ontology annotation, biological process: N-terminal peptidyl-methionine acetylation. NCBI's taxonomy places the organism in Eukaryota, Fungi, Ascomycota, Saccharomycetes, Saccharomycetales, Saccharomycetaceae. The transcript has a single exon. Gene Ontology annotation, molecular function: protein-N-terminal amino-acid acetyltransferase activity. The record is from RefSeq and is a predicted model, not a curated record.
AUGGAAAUAGUGUACAAGCCAUUGGACAUACGUAACGAAGAGCAGUUUGCUAGUAUCAAAAGGCUAAUAGAUGCGGAUCUAUCAGAACCGUACUCGAUAUACGUAUAUAGGUAUUUCUUGAACCAAUGGCCCGAAUUGACGUACAUUGCCGUGGACAACAAGAGUGGAACUCCCAACAUACCUAUUGGGUGCAUUGUGUGUAAGAUGGACCCGCACAGAAACGUCAGACUGAGAGGAUACAUAGGAAUGCUCGCCGUGGAGUCCACAUACCGCGGACAUGGCAUAGCAAAGAAACUGGUGGAGAUUGCCAUUGAUAAGAUGCAAAGGGCACACUGCGAUGAGAUCAUGCUAGAGACAGAGGUAGAAAAUUUGGCGGCUCUAAACUUAUAUGAAGGAAUGGGAUUCAUCAGGAUGAAACGGAUGUUUCGUUACUACUUGAACGAAGGGGACGCUUUUAAACUGAUAUUGCCGUUGACUGAAAGGAGCUGUACUCGAUCUACGUUCCUAAUGCAUGGCCGGAUGGCCACAUAA